AAAACAAAAGCGAAGCAGAAGAAGCGAAGCAGUUAAAAAAAAAGAAAGAGUGGUGCUAGAAUUAUUAAUCACUGCGAAAAAUUAUUGCGAAAACUUGGAAUUUGUGAAAUUGAAUUUGUCUCGAUUGAUUUUCUAGUAUAAUACGUUGCCUACUCUUACAGUUUGGUGAAUUUUCCGUGCUGUUCGGUCGAAUCUUGGCCUUGAAAAGCGAGAGAAAAAGUUGCAAAAAACGGGCGUACAUAUGGAGGAAGAAUGACUCACGGAUAAACAAGAAGUGGUGUUAUUGAUUUCUUCCGGGAAGUUACGGAUCAAAGGAUAUCUGCUGGUGGUCAUUGUCCAGUGAAGCACAUUGCUCUAUAAUCAUCAUUUCUGCGCCUAAUACUCGGAGAGACAAUGGAGAUUUUUCAAACGGAGAGUCACUACAUCUUUGUUCGUAAGGAGAAAAGCCUAUGGUGGAAUCGAACGACAUCAGAAUUUCAGAUCAAAUGUGGCUGGGAUCUGUCCUCCGUCGUUGACAUCGAGUGUAUCGGAAUCACGCACGGAAUUAUCGGAACUAUCACCCUGCAAGGUGUCCUUGAGCCUCAUUUGAUCAUCAUCAAAGAAGCGGUUCCAGUAGGAGUUCUGUAUGCACCUCAUUUGGUGUACAAAAUUAAAAGUAUUUGUAUUUUGGGAUCCGAGGAACCCGACACUGUGCUUCUUCCCUGUUCCAAGCACAGUACAACAACCAGCAUCAAAACAAUCCCUAGCGGAGUUUCCGGAGGGCAGUCCACGCAGGCAGGAUUCGGUCAAAAUGCAGCCUCAGCGGCAUCACCUCGCAAUCGUUUGUUUGAAAGCUCCGCUCUGGUCAAUAAAACCUGGGGUGCAGUCAAAAGUGCCGGAAGCACCAUCAAGAAUACAACGGAAAAGGCCGCUGCCAUUGCGUCCAGUCAGGUGAAAUCCACUGUCGGAAUGGUCGUCAAGGAUCCGGUUCGAAUCGAGAAGCGCGUCAUGGACGAGCUGCAUCGGAUUUUUGACGAAAGUGACAGCUUCUACUAUAGUUUAGACUGUGAUAUUACCAAUAAUUUGCAACGAAGAGGCGAAUCUCAAGAUGAUCGAUUCUACUGGAACCGAAACAUGCUGAAGGACAUCAUCCAACUGAAUGAUGACAACUGGGUGCUACCCGUCAUUCAAGGAUUCGUUCAGGUCGAGCAAUGCGUAAUUGGGAACGAAUGCUUUACUCUCGCGCUGGUAUCUCGUAGAUCGCGGUACCGAGCUGGAACUCGGUACAAGCGUCGGGGCGUCGACGAGGAUGGCUAUUGUGCAAAUUACGUUGAAACAGAGCAGGUGCUAUCGCUACGACAACAUCAAAUAUCGUUCACGCAAGUGCGCGGCUCGAUACCGAUUUACUGGAGUCAACCUGGAUAUAAAUACAGGCCGCCACCCAGGCUUGAUCGAGAUGAAAACGAGACCCGACUAGCAUUUGAAAAGCAUUUCGAACAGGAACUGGGGAUGUAUCAGUCGGUUUGUAUCAUCAACUUGGUGGAACAAAGCGGCAAAGAAAAAGUGAUUGGGGACGCAUACGCCAAUCACGUGGUUCGAUUAAACUCUGAUAAGCUCACUUAUGUGACGUUUGAUUUCCACGAAUAUUGUCGAGGAAUGCGUUUUGAGAAUGUGUCAUCGUUGAUCGAAGCUCUAGCUCCGGAGGCAGGUUCUAUGGGCUUCCACUGGCGGGAUAGCAACGGGUCGAUUUGCAACCAAAAGAGCGUUUUCCGCGUCAACUGCAUGGACUGCCUGGAUCGAACCAACGUGGUGCAAACGGCGCUCGGGAAGGCCGUACUUGAAUCUCAGCUGGUCAAGCUUGGUCUGGCGCCACCGUACUCUCAGCUGCCGGAACAGCUGAAGGUACCAUUUAUGGUACUCUGGGCAAACAAUGGUGACGUUAUUAGUAGGCAGUACGCUGGAACUAACGCUUUGAAAGGCGACUACACUCGCACGGGAGAGCGCAAAAUUAGUGGAAUAAUGAAGGAUGGUAUGAACUCCGCCAAUCGUUACUAUUUGGCCCGAUUUAAAGAUACGUACCGACAGGCCACGAUAGACAUGAUGCUCGGGAAUAGCGUGUCAGCCGAAUCGGUCAACGCUCUCGGCGGCCAAGCUGGUGCGGUGGAUGAAACGGACGCAUUGGAAGGAGCGGAACAUGCCCGGCUGCUCGUAGAAGAUUGCCGGCGGUUGCUGCUGGGCACAACGCAACUGCCGGUGGGCGCAUGGGGCCUCAUAGAUGCUGAUCCGAGUACUGGCGACCCCAACGAAACAGAGGUCGACACUAUCCUCAUUCUGACCGAUGAUGGCUACAUAGUGGCGGAGUAUGAUUCGCAUCUGGAUAAGAUCGUCCGUUUUGAAAACGUACCACUGAGCAACAUAACCCUGAUCGAGCUAGGUCUCUUCCAGCACAAUAAAAUGUUUCAAGGCCCAGCACCGGCUCAUCUGUGCAUUCGUUUGAACUACGCCGUUGACGGCGUAGAUGGCUAUUUCCAUAUGUUCCGUUCGCCAAAUAUACGAUUCUUCAAUAACGUUGCUGUAGUUAUUAAGAAAACGGAAGAAAUUACCGAAUCGCUUACGGCGAUUGUUGACCUGUUUCGUAUUGCACUGGAAAAUCAAGGACGGGGUAAUGUCCCCUUUCAAUGCGGGGGAAGUUUGCAGCGGAGAAAAAGCCGGACACUCCUAUCGGUUCCUCAGGGCAUCCCGCGGAAUCUUUCCGAAUCUCAGUUGGUUCAAAUGGGCUCGAAAGCCUUGAGCAACGUGGCGGGUCAGUUCUCCAAAAUAGGUCAAAGCUUGAAUCCUACGAAAAUUGGUCGAUCAUCUGCCGGGAAGAAGCCGAAAUCAGCCAAUCCUGUUCCGUACAUACAUACUGCACAAAUAGCCGAUGAAGCCGAGCGUAGCAAGUUCACGGUGGGAUCGCGAAGCUCUAGCCUGAAGAAAUCCGAGGGUUCGAGCUCGGAAUCAGAUGAAGCGGAUACAAGUAUCUAUGAACCGGACGAUGGAGAACUAGUGCAGGAAAAUCCGCUGUACAACGAAAAUGUGUUUCUGCCCUCGGUGGGAAUCGUUAUGGGUGGUCCGGGGUCUGGAGGUGGUGAGGAGAAUGCUGCUGCCAUGCUGAUCGAUAAGGACAGCUUCGCGAAAAUGUCAUCCGAUGUGUCGACUAUGUCGAUAUCGUCCGUUACCGAUCAUAUAAAUAUGCCUGCCGGAAUGCUCGAAUGUGCUUCACCGAUACGGGGCCGUAGCCCUACACCGGAGAUCAGAGUCGAUGGAGGGGCAACGGAGGCAGGGGAAAGAGCCAACUUCGAGGGAAGACCUGGAAAGGACCUGAGUUUAAAUUUGACCGGCAAUCAAAGUGAGAAUGCAUUCAAACAGCUGAAGAAACUGACAAGUCCGCUGUCGAAUAUUGGAAAGGGAUUGCAGAGUUUGAGUGCAAACUUUGAUCCAAGAAAAAUUUCCGUUAAGACACCAGUCCUACCGGCUCGCAAUCUGGAAACCCAAACGGCCGAAAUACGAAAGCUGGAGGAAAAGUGGGACAAAGCCCAAUGCCGAAGCAAGCUGAUAGCUUUGUAAAAGCAGAUACAGAGCAGAGGACUUCGCCGUUUACCCUUGCUGAUCACUGUUUAGGAAGUUCUUUUGUUGAGCGUUAGUGUUCAGAAUUAGUUGGUUUUUCUAGCGAUUGCUUAGUUAGUAUGAAACAGGGAGACUUCGGUUUCAGUUACUAGAUCUGAUUGAAAAUUUUGGAUUAUUGUGUUUUGAAGAAUAUUGCACUGUUCUCGUUUCCAAAUGAGUUAAUGAACAACAACGAUAAUCAUAAGCAAAUGAUUUAUAUCCAAUAAAAUACAACUAACGCAUAAAUAUUUAGACCAAAGAUUUAUACUACUUGUACUGUUAGCUGAAAUUUGUAUCCUAUACUACGAACGAAAUUGGACCAUUCCUGUUAGUAUUUCCCAGAAUGCCAUAUGCUUCAGUUUGUCCAUCUGGUAUAGUACUAAGUCGCCAGGGAUGCUCGCUUAAAUGCAAGCUAACAGCCCCUUAUCCAACGAAUGUUUCAAUCUAUGUGGCAAAUAAUGUUUAGGAAGCUUGUUGCUUGUUGUUUUAGUUCAUUUAGUUGUUCCACAUAAAUCUCCCUAUAAACUACAUAUAACCUGAGAGUUAUAUCAAAAUACCAGAUUGUAUGUGUAAUGAUAUUUAUUCCAAUCGCCUGUUUUACAUAAAGUUUUUUUUACUUAUUAGAUUGCAUUAGGCAAUAUUUGAGGAUCAUCAAAAUGGUUGAGCGUUCUUUUUUGAUGCAUAGCAACGUUUUUAUGCAUACGUCAAGUGUAAUCGUUAUUGGAACUGAAUGUACGCUACGCAUCUCGUAUUAGAAGUCAAGGACGUUUUCGAUCAUUUAGUACAGGCCUGCCCAAUAUUUUCAAGCCACGGGUUAGCUUUCAGAAUUAACACAGCUGGCGGACCCGAAAUUAUUCGAAUGAUUUUUUUUUUACAUAUUUUCAAAAUAAACAAUUUUUCUUUUCCAUUUUUCCAGAAUGACCAAGAAUUUGUUAGGGAAAAACUGAACACGAUUGAAAUAAUCAUUUUUUUCAUUUUCGUUUUCUGUUUACGAAACAGGUUUUUUGGUUGAUAAUUUAAUGAGAAACUAAGAAUUGUUGACUACACUCCAAUACUCGACACAUAUUGAUUUCGCAAUCCUUGACCGAAAUUCGCAAGCAGGAUUUAAAUUUUUCAUCCUGGACUUCAAUUUCACAUCCUGGACAACUGUGCACGUGCAGGCAAUGUAUCACCCAGGUAACCAUUAGCACUAUAUUUCGACUUUUCGGCUAUAUAGGGAUAUUAUAGAGCCAGUAUAAAUAUUGUAAGCUCUGUGAUAGCGUCAUAUUAGCAUGUACGGCUUAUUUUAAUGCUUACGAUUACCUGGGCAGAGUUUAUUAUCCAGCACAAUUUAGUGUCUGUAACAAACCACAAUGCAGUAGAACCUAUGCGAGCAUCCGCUUCUGCCAGAAGUGAGAAUCAUUCGUAAUCUCUCACUGUAUAACUCCACGAUUCAUUUAUUCACAUAUUCUUUGAAUAGUGGACUAUCCAAAGAAUAUGUGAAUCAGAAAGGUGACGAAAUUGGUUUGGUAGGUGUGCACUUUGCAGUCAGCAACUGAUGAUAGUAUUGAACACUGAUGAUCCUACAUUUAUGUGUCUUGGGUUCAUCAAAAUGAAGCAAUCUUCAGCUUCUGAACUGAAUAAAUUAUUAUCAACGUAUUCUGAGGCUUCGGCAAAUAUUGGAUGUAUUAACACCGGGGAACCUCUGAAUCGAAUAAGUUGCUGAAAUUUCUCGAUCGCAGAUAAUUUUCCAAAGUAGCUUGAUCAGUAGUACUUCACGAUUUUUUUUUCGCUGGACCAUUAAUAUUAGUUAUACAUUAGGUUAAUCCACAACUUAAAAUAGCUUCGCUGGAAUGAAGUAUUUACCAAAGUCAAUUAAAGAACGCAUUAUUAUACAAAACUACACAAACAUAACAAUAAUUAACGUAUUAGAGAUCGUGAUAUAUCCAUUUUAAAAAGGCUACCAACAGUAAGUCGCGAGUUAUCAGCUUUUACAUAGGAAAUUUGGCACAAAUAGCAGCAGUAGGAAGUGUUGGGAGUAUAAAUACCAUCAAACCGUUUGUUUUCACGAAUCAGGCCUACAAAGCAUAGCAAAGUGAGUUAGCUGCAGUUUUGACGCUUCCUUGAAAUAUUACUUCAGCUGCAAUAGCAUGUUUAUAGUCGUGUAAGUUGUUGAUAUUAUUCCAAUGUAAACCUGCAUGGAUAUCCCCUUUUUUCGGUAGCACAUGGAACAUCUAGCAAAUAAUAUCGUACGCUGUAGGAAAACCUAUACCGUUGUGUAAUCAUGGGGCAUGCCACACAAUCCAAAAGCAAUAUUCAAAACGUAGCUGCAU
Messenger RNA from Armigeres subalbatus, 5936 nucleotides. It is a transcript of the gene sp3, whose product is annotated as phosphatidylinositide phosphatase SAC2. The record is from RefSeq and is a predicted model, not a curated record. The transcript has 9 exons. The coding region runs from base 394 to 3585 and encodes 1063 amino acids. Gene Ontology annotation, biological process: phosphatidylinositol dephosphorylation; regulation of endocytic recycling. Gene Ontology annotation, molecular function: phosphatidylinositol-4-phosphate phosphatase activity. NCBI's taxonomy places the organism in Eukaryota, Metazoa, Arthropoda, Insecta, Diptera, Culicidae. Gene Ontology annotation, cellular component: early endosome; clathrin-coated endocytic vesicle.